Messenger RNA from Manihot esculenta (cassava), 2108 nucleotides. RefSeq names its product bifunctional 3-dehydroquinate dehydratase/shikimate dehydrogenase, chloroplastic. The record is from RefSeq and is a predicted model, not a curated record. NCBI's taxonomy places the organism in Eukaryota, Viridiplantae, Streptophyta, Magnoliopsida, Malpighiales, Euphorbiaceae. Bases 360 to 1955 code for a protein of 531 amino acids. The transcript has 11 exons. Gene Ontology annotation, molecular function: shikimate 3-dehydrogenase (NADP+) activity; 3-dehydroquinate dehydratase activity. Gene Ontology annotation, biological process: chorismate biosynthetic process; shikimate metabolic process.
CACUUUUCAAUCUUCAUUCAUCAUCAGCAAACCAAAAUGAUCAAAGUUUCACUCUCAGAUCUCUGCAAUUCCAACAUGGAAACGAUGGUUGCAGCUAAAAACACCAGCUAACGGUCUUUUUUGAACCUUUGCUCUCAAGGAAGUGAGACACAAUCGCUCACUGUCUUACUUUCCUCUGUGUCAAAAUCCGUCAAACUUGGCUCAGCUCUUCUCUUAUUUAUAUAUCAACCGCCUAACCCACCCACCUAAUGUAGACUCUCUCUCACACGUCUUCGGUUCGAUCUCUCCACUUUGCUGCCACCCUCUUCUCUCUUUGGCCUCAAGCAACAUCGGCAAACUACUGCUCACUCUCUCCCAUAAUGACUCUCGGCAGUGUCCCGUUGACUACUACGGAUAUUCAAAUUGUGGAUGGAGCUCAAAGAAAUUCCACGCUAAUCUGUGCUCCAGUAAUGGGAGAAUCAGUUGAUCAAAUGUUGGUUCAAAUGAAAAAGGCCAAGGAACUUGGGGCUGACCUUGUUGAAAUUCGGGUGGAUUUCUUAAAAAAUUUCAGUCCUAGACAGAAUCUUGAGGUCUUAGUCAAGCAAAGUCCUUUACCAACUCUUAUCACUUACAGACCAAAAUGGGAAGGUGGUCAGUAUGAUGGCAAUGAAAACAAGCGUCAAGAGGCGCUACGUCUGGCAAUGGAACUGGGAUCAGAUUUUAUUGAUGUUGAGCUAAAGGUAGCUCAAGAGUUCUUCAGUUCCAUUCAAGGGAAGAAACCUGAAAAGGUAAAGAUUAUAGUUUCUUCUCACAAUUAUGACCGUACUCCAACCGUAGAGGAGAUUGGUGAGCUUGUUGCCAGGAUACAAGCUACUGGAGCUGACAUUGUGAAGAUUGCAACAACUGCUUUAGACAUCACGGACAAUGCACGAAUGUUUCAAGUGCUGGUACAUUCACAAGUCCCAAUGAUAGGACUUGUUAUGGGUGAGAGAGGCCUCAUUUCCAGGAUCCUUGCAGCAAAAUAUAGAGGAUUUCUCACUUUUGGUUCAAUUGAGGCAGGAGUAGUAUCUGCUCCUGGGCAACCAAGCAUUAAGGAGCUGUUGGAUUUGUAUAAUAUCAGAUUAAUAGGAGCUGAUACCAAAAUACAUGGUGUUAUUGGGAACCCUAUUGGUCACAGCAAAAGCCCUCAUCUCUACAAUGCAGCAUUCAAGUCAGUUUGUUUUAAUGGAAUUUAUCUGCCUCUUUUGGUUGACAAUGUUGCGAAUUACAUAUCUACAUUUUCGUCUCCAGACUUUGUUGGAUACAGUUAUACAAUUCCUCACAAGGAAGCUGGACUUAAGUGUUGUGAUGAGGUCGAUCCAAUUGCACAGGCAAUAGGAGCUAUUAGUUGCAUGAUCAGAAAACCAACUGAUGGGAAGCUAAUGGGAUAUAAUGUUGACUAUCUUGGAGCCAUAGGAGCUAUAGAAGAGGCACUGCAAGGAUCAAAUGGUAGCCCUGCUUCUGGUUCCCCCUUGGCUGGUAAACUCUUUGUUGUCAUGGGAGCUGGUGGAGCUGGAAAGGCCCUUGCUUAUGGUGGUUACGAGAAAGGAGCAAGAGUAGUUGUUGCUAAUCGCACUUACGAGAAAGCCAAAGAACUUGCUAGUAAAGUUGGAGGAGAAGCAAUGACUCUAGCUGAGUUGAAAGAGUUUCAUCCAGAAGAGGGAAUGAUCCUUGCAAAUACCACUUCUGUUGGAAUGAAACCGAGAAUCCACGAUACCCCACUUCCUAAGGAAGCUCUGAAGCACUACUCCUUGGUCUUUGAUGCAAUUUACACACCAAAAAUGACCAGGCUCUUAACAGAAGCACAGGAAUCUGGAGCCACUAUUGUUUACGGAACCGAGAUGUUCAUCAAUCAAGCAUUUGUACAGUUUGAAAGAUUCACUGGUUUUCCUGCACCAAAACAAUUAAUUAGGGAUGUGUUGGCAAGAAACACAUGAGAAGAAAAUUUUCUGAGUGAAUCUCUUCUUGCAGCUGAAUUUAAAUUUUGUUUUUCCAGUAUAUUGCAAUCAGCAGCUAUUCAAUUGUUUUCUUUUAUGAAUAAACUUAAUGUUGAUGGAAGAACCUUCAAAUGAAUAUUGAUAGUUGUCAAA